AUGCCUGGAGUAGAGCGGAGUUACAAGCUUCAUAGACCUGCUGCCCACAUAAAGGAGGAACAGAAGGGAGUCUACAUCAGUCUGCCAGGAGAGCAGAUCAAUGGGAAGGAGGUGAUUAAUACAGUCAGGUUUCCAGUAUCUGCUCCUCCCAUAAAGAGUCUGGAUGAUGAACAGUCUCUGCUGCUCUCACAGCUUUAUCCAGAACAAAUUAAAGACAGAGAACGUCCAGAAGAGAAUGAUGGAGAAGAAUCCAUCAGGAUUCAAUAUCACAGAGAUGCUUCUAUUUCUAUAGAGAUUGAAGACACCGUGGAGGAUGAAGAGGACAAUGAUGUAGAGCACCCUCUGUCUGAGUUGAAACACUUGUCAGAGUCUGGAUAUAAGAAAUGUUACACAGAGAAGAAAAACGUGGAGUCACAGAGGAAAGUCCAGACAGGAGUGGAGCUUAGCUGUGAAGAUUGUGGCAAAACAUUUAUUGGAAAAUCCGCUUUAAAAAAACAUAUAAGAAUCCACACAGGAGAGAAACCGUUCUGUUGUGAUCAGUGUGGACAAAGAUUUAGACAAACUGCACAUUUAAACACACACAUGAGAACCCAUACAGGACAGAAGCCUUUCUGUUGUGAUCUAUGUGGGCAAAGAUUCAGCCUAAAAGCAAAUUUAAACACACACAUGAAAAGCCAUACUGGACAGAAGCCUGAAUCUUGUGAUCUAUGUGGCCAAGUAUUUAGCCUAAAAGGAAAUCUGAAGAAACACAUAUUAAUCCACACAGGACAGAAGCCUUUCUGUUGUGAUCUUUGUGGACACAGAUUUAACAGAAAAUCAAAUUUAAAGACACACAUGAGAAUCCAUACAGGACAGAAGCCAUUCUGUUGUGAUCUAUGUGGAAAAAUGUUUAGGCACAAAUCACAUUUAAACACACACAUGAGUAUUCAUACAGGACAGAAGCCAUUCUGCUGUGAUCUUUGUGGACAACGAUUUACACAAAAAGAACAUUUAAACAGACACAUGAGAAUCCACUCAGGACAGAAGCCAUUCUGUUGUGAUCUAUGUGGAAAAAGGUUUAGGCACAAAUCACAUUUAAAUACACACAUGAGUAUCCAUACAGGGCAUAAGUCAUUCUGCUGUGAUGUAUGUGGACAAAGGUUUAGGCACAAAUCACAUUUAAAAACACACAUGAGUAUCCAUACAGGCCAGAAGCCAUACUGCUGCAGUCUAUGUGAACAAAGAUUUAGCAGAGAAGAACAUUUAAAAGCACACAUGAGAAUCCAUACAGGAGAAAAGCCUUUCGGUUGUGAGCUCUGUGGACAAAGAUUUAGCAAAAGAGGUAAUAUGAACCAACACAUGAGAAUCCAUACAGGACAGAAGCCUUUCUGUUGUGAUCUAUGUGGACAAAGAUUUAGCCAAAAAUUCAAUUUAAACACACACAUGAGAAUCCAUACAGGAGAGAAGCCUUUCUGUUGUGAUUUAUGUGGACAAAGAUUUACCCAAAGAGGACAUCUGAACCAACACAUAAGAAUCCAUACAGAACAGAAGCCUUUGUGUUGUGAUGUAUGUUGACAAAUAUUUAAAAGCUAAUUUAAACAAAUACGUGAGAAUCCAUACAGCAGGGAAAAUUGCUCUUCUAUUAAUACUAACUCAAACUGCACAGCUGUAGUUUGCUGUGAAAUGUUUCUGUGUUUUCAUCAAAAGCAUAAUUUUUUCACUUGCUUGUUUCAGUAUUUCUCCAGUAUAUAAUUUUUAGACUUGCCUUAAAAUGUUUCAAGUUUUUUUAUUUUGCUCUGUAUUUCUGGGCCAGAUGUGGCCACAUUGGAUACAUCUGACUCAAAU
Messenger RNA from Fundulus heteroclitus (mummichog), 1824 nucleotides. Its product is annotated as gastrula zinc finger protein XlCGF57.1. The record is from RefSeq and is a predicted model, not a curated record. The transcript is spliced from 2 exons. Gene Ontology annotation, molecular function: DNA-binding transcription factor activity, RNA polymerase II-specific; RNA polymerase II cis-regulatory region sequence-specific DNA binding. NCBI's taxonomy places the organism in Eukaryota, Metazoa, Chordata, Actinopteri, Cyprinodontiformes, Fundulidae. The coding region runs from base 1 to 1554 and encodes 517 amino acids. Gene Ontology annotation, biological process: regulation of transcription by RNA polymerase II.